AUGGUGCUGGAUCGUCGAGAAGAGUGCAAUUCUUUGCAGAUCCAAAAAUUCCGACAGCGAACAGCAAAGGACUCAGCACGACUCAUCUCACCUACACCACUUGCCUCCUCAUUGCCGCAGUUGACUAUCGAAAUGGCCUCCUCACCCUACAUUGACUACAUCGAGCCGUCUCACUCCUCUCCACGAUAUUUCAGCAAAACCUCAUAUGCUCGACAUUCGAGGAAUAAAAGCCUCACACGACUUGAUCAACCUGGAAGUUCUGUAGCCAUGUGA
Molecule: messenger RNA, 273 nt
Organism: Strongylus vulgaris
Lineage: Eukaryota; Metazoa; Nematoda; Chromadorea; Rhabditida; Strongylidae
Source: the annotation of a GenBank genome assembly